Linum trigynum is the source of this 1860-nucleotide messenger RNA. The record is from the annotation of a GenBank genome assembly. NCBI's taxonomy places the organism in Eukaryota, Viridiplantae, Streptophyta, Magnoliopsida, Malpighiales, Linaceae.
GCCGCCCAAUUGGCGCAUCUCCGGGAACUUUGUUCCACUUUCCACCUCCCUUAUGUGGUUAUUGGUGAUUUUAAUACUAUUCUCACUGCGAGUGAAAAGGAUGGUGGCAAUCCCUGGAAUGCUAAUAAUUCGGCUAGUUUACGUGACUUUAUCCAUGACUUGGGUCUACAUGACCCAGGGUUCCAAGGUGACCUUUUCACUUGGACAAACAAGAGAAUGGGUAGUGCCUGCAUUCGUGAACGAUUGGAUAGAGCUCUGUGCUCCCAGCUCUGGAUUGAUCGAUUUCCCGAAACCAUGGUCAAACACUUUACGGACCAAGGUUCUGAUCAUAGAGCUCUCCUCCUGUCAGAUAGGCCUUAUGCUCGAAAUAGACGACCUCUCUUCCGUUUUGAUGCCCGCUGGGCGGAUAAUCCUGAAGUUAGGGCGAUGGUGGUUUAUUUUUGGAAGGAGGAUAUCCAGGGAACCCCUAUGUUCUGCUUAUGGGAGCGCCUUAAGAAACUUCGUCAUCUCUUAUAUGACUGGAGUAGGGCAGGUACUACUAAUUCCCUGUGGAGUAUUCUAACCAUUCAAAGUGAAAUUGAUCGAAUUAAGCUAGUUUAGCCGAUUGAUUGGGAUAUGGUGCGGGGAUUGGAGGUCGAGUUGACACGGCAAUGGGAAGCGGAGGAAAUUUAUUGGCAGCAGAAGUCCAGGGUUCACUGGUUGAAAAAGGGGAUAAAAAUACUUCGUACUUUCAUACAGUGACUAGGACUCGCCGUAAGCGAAAUUUUGUGGCUGGCCUCCAUAAUGAGGAUGGAGAGUGGAUUACUGAUGAAGCUGGGAAAGCUGGGAUUGCCUCCUCCUUAUACCAACACCUUUUUACUACGGAGAAUCAGGUGGGUAACAUGGCUGAGCAGGUGGCAACUUUGCCUAUUGCUCGUAGUGUUACCCCAGAGAUGAAUGCCAGUCUUACGACUGAAGUUCUCCCCUCCGAGGUGCGUAAAAUGGUGUUUGAUAUGGGGUCCAAACAGGCACCUGGGUCUGAUGGUUUCACGCGUAAAUUUUUUAAGGCCUUUUGGGAUGUUGUGGGCGAGUCGGUAGUUGCGGCGGUGUGCUCUUUCUUUGCCACGAGUCAGAUGCUCACCAUACGUGGCUCACGUUGAUACCCAAGGUCGAUAAUGUGGAAUCUAUACGGCAGAUGCGGCCAAUUAGCUUAUGCCAAUUCGUCUAUAAAAUUAUUACCAAAAUUAUGACAGAGCGUCUUGCCUGCGUAUUGCCGAAUAUUAUCUCUGAGGGACAAAAUGCGUUCGUCCGUGAACGACAGAUUGUUGAGAAUAUACUCCUAGGUCAUGAGUUAAUGCAUUACCUGAAAAUAAAGACGCGAGGUAAGAAAGGGUACAUGGCUCUAAAGGUUGACAUGGAAAAGGCCUAUGAUAGAGUCGAAUGGCCUUUUCUCCUUGCUGUCUUGGAUAAGAUGGGUUUUAACUCGCUUUGGCAAGGUUGGAUUCGGGAGUGUCUCCGAUCCUCGUCUUUCUUGGUUCUUAUGAAUGAGACUCCUUCAGGGUAUUUUACUCCUUCUAGGGGGUUAAGGCAAGGGGACACGCUCUCCCCUCUUUUGUUUGUGCUGUGCACUGAGGGUUUUGCUGCGCUCCUUCGAAAGGCUAUUUCGGAAAAAUGACUGGAGGGGGUUAAGGUGGCUCCUCGCGCCCCCCAAAUCUCGCACAUGUUCUUUGCGGAUGAUUCGUACUUAUUUCUGCGAGGUACUCUCCGGGAGUGUGAAAAUUUGAUUGAGGUCCUAAAUGAAUAUGAGGAGCUGAGUGGCCAGCGGGUGAAUUUGGCUAAAUCUGCUGUCUAUUUCAGUAAGAAUAUAGUCCGGGCUGACCA